CCGAGCUCGAUGACUUACACGACCUUCUGGGAUCCUUAACAUCCUUCUAAUGGGCCUUUUUUGGGUCAAUUAACAAGAAUCAUACUUGACAUUUGCCGCAUAACACUAAUAUAGUUUUAGUCUGCAGCUGUCUACUGUGUAUUGUAGAUGAAACUGCAUGUGCAAAUGCAGGUUUAAAUGAAGAAGAGCUGUCUUCAGCAAGCGUGAAAACGGCACCACUUAAAUUCACAGAGGAAGUUCAGUGAGACCUGAGAGGCGGAGAGGAAUUGCAUUCAUGCGUUUAAAAGGCCCAGUUUUCCAGUAAAAAAAGUUCAUUACAAAAAAGGAAUAUUCAUAGAAUGUAUCUAUAGGACCACACCUGCUCUGAAAGACUUUGACAAAGAAAACAUCUAGUUUUAUAUUGGCUUUCUAGGACUCUGAUGUUACUGGAUGACAUUGUGAUCCAGAGUCAGACAUAGAUGUGAUGUAGACAUAGAUAUUAGAUGUGCAAGGAUUUUUUUUUUUAAUAGUGGAAAAUUGUGACAACAAACUAGACUUUAUGAAUAUUCAAGUACAAAUUACAUGGAUAUAACAAGGAAAUGAGUGUGAAGUGUCCUACUUGUGUUACAGUGGUUCAAAAAGAGGUGGUUUGUGUACGACUGCUUGUCUGAGGUUGGGGUGCAGGACGUAAAGAAGGUCAGACGUCUCUCUCCGCACAACCUUCCUGAUGUUCAACUGUCAGACACACUCUGUCUAGUGUCUUAGGGACCCCAUCUUGCUUAGGUGGAGACAUGAGGAGAAAAUGCUCAAACACCUCAUGAGCUGUGGCACUAGCGCGAGUCUCUCCCGAGUGACGGAGCUUGACACAAAGCAAGUUGUAUCCAUAGCUCACUGUGGGAGAAUCAAUGUGUCUCCAUGACCUUGAAGGUCUCUGAUGAGAACGUGAAUCCUACAAACCAAAGUAUAAUCCUACUGUGUUUGAAGAUGGAGGAUCAGAUGACACCUGAAGAAUGAUUUACUAGUUGAUCACAGUGAGUGGAAUUGAUUGAGUGGAAAUAGAUUCAAUCUUAAUCUGACGGAUAAAUUGAAAGCUAGAACGACCUGAAAACCUGACUCAGUAAAGCUGCUGUUUCUGUAGAUACAUCUGUAAAAUAUGAGACUGAAGUCACAUGGAAGUGCUCACACUUCCUGUGGUCAUCCUGAACCCUUGGCCAAGACUGUCCAACAUCUUUUGAUGCAAAUGGUCCUGAAACAUGGUGAAGAUUGUCACCUGAAGAUGACUGGAUGUUUACAUUCGACUCACUGGGUCUUCGAGGGGUCAAAGGUCACCUGCUGCUUCUUCAUUUAACACAGUCGAUGAUAACCCCGCUGCUUUCCUAGAAAACACUCUCUAAAUCCUAAUCGCUGCUGCCCUGGCUGGACUAACCAGAGCAACCCCUGGUGGUAACGGUGAGAUUGAUUUCCAGAGCUGGUAAAGUAGAGGUGUAAGUUGGCGGGCGUGGCCUUCAGGAUGUCAGGAUCAAUCAAGGUGUCGCAGAAGCAUCAUCAUCAGCAGCAGCAGCAGCAGCAGCAGCAUCACUAUGAGAGCAGCUGUCACCUGAGCAGCAAGUCGUCGGUUAGCCGCCAGUCGUUCACCACCUACCAGACCACCACCAGCACCCAGCGAGUGAAGAAGGCCUUCGUGAAGACAGCGAAGGGGCAGGAGGUGGUCAGACUGAGCCCGCUACCCAAGAGAGCCAAACGCACCUACCUGGCGAUGGACCUGGACAAGGAAGUCAUCGGCUACGUCAUCCCCGUGUUUCGAGCCAAUCAUGAGGAGGUCCGGGGGCUGAUGGAGGCCCGGCAGGAUGACAUGACGGAAGAGGGCAUCAACUAUGUGGCCAUGAGGAACCUGUUUGUCAGGGAGGCCCAGGAGGCCAUGGAGGUCAAGGUGGAGAAGAAAACCAGGACGAUGCAGGUCCGCGAGUCUGCUCACCGCCUGGAAGUCAACAAGACGAUUGAUGAGUGGACGGAGUUCCGUAAGAAGAUGAACCCGGACAGCCUGACUCACGCCCCGGAGUUCAUCGUCAAGCCGCGAGGACAGACCGUGUGGGAGGGACAGACCGUGAAGCUGCACUGCACGGCCGCCGGCUGGCCCAAACCCAGAGUGGCCUGGUACAAAAACAACGUGCUGAUCGAUGCCAAGGCUCGACCCGAGAAGUACACCAUCGAGUGCAACUACAACAUGCACUCGCUGGAGAUCAGGAACUGUGAUUUCUUGGACACCGCCGAGUACCGAGUCUCGGCUCUCAACGUGAAAGGAGAGAUGUCGUCCGUGGCCACCAUCGUCAUCAAAAGGUUCCAGGAGGGCGAGGAAUCUGGGCCGCUCCAACUCAAACCUCACGGGUUCUCGGCGGAGCACGGCGUGACCUUCGAGACUGCCAUCCUGGACAGAUUUGAAGUGGCCUUCGGUCGCGAGGGCGAGACCAUGAGCAUCGGCUGCACCGUCAUCGUUUACCCCACCGUGAAGAAGUACCAGCCUGAGAUCGUGUGGUACAGAAACUCUGUUCCCCUGAAGCCCUCCAGAUGGGUUCACACUCACUGGUCCGGACAGAGAGCCACUCUCACGCUGGUCCACCUCAACAAGGAGGAUGAAGGGAUGUACACCAUGCGCAUCAACACCAAGUCUGGCUUUGACACCUACUCGGCCUACGUGUUCGUCAGAGAUGCUGACGUGGAGGUGGAGGGGGUCCCCGUGGCCCCGCUGGACGUCCGCUGUCACGACGCCAACAAGGACUACGUGGUGGUCACCUGGAAGCAGCCUGCUGUGGAGGGCGACAGCGCCAUCCUGGGGUACUACAUCGACAGGUGUGAGGUGGGAACUCACCACUGGGCUCAGUGCAACGACUCCCCCGUCAAGUACGCGCGCUUCCCCGUCACCGGCCUGGUGGAGGGCCGCUCCUACGUCUUCAGGGUGAGGGCCUUGAACAAGCAGGGGGUCAGUCGCCCGUCUCGCGUCUCUGACCCAGUGGUUGCCAUGGAUCCCUCCGACAGAGCUCGCCUCCGUGCUGGACCCUCGGCCCCCUGGACCGGCGUGAUUAAGUUCACAGAGGAGGAUCACACUGCCGGAGUGAUUCCUGGAGAACCCACUGACGUCGUGGUGACUGAAGCAACCAAGAGCUACGUGGUGCUGGCCUGGAAGCCCCCGGUCCAGAGGGGUCACGAAGGGGUCAUGUAUUACAUCGAGAAGCGUAUGGAAGGCACAGACACCUGGCAGAGAGUCAACACCGGCAUGCCUGUCAAGUCUCCUCGGUACGCCCUGUUCGACCUGGCUGAGGGUCGGUCGUACAGCUUCCGCGUGCGCUGCUGCAACUCGGCCGGUGUCGGCGAGUCUUCCGUGGCCACCGAGGAGCUCACCGUGGGCGACGUGCUCGACUUGCCUUCAACUCCAGGAACUCCUGUCGCCACCAGGAACACCGACACCUCCGUUGUGGUCCACUGGGCGGCCUCCAAGGAUGUGAAGCAGCUGGUGGGCUACUACAUCGAGUAUCAGGAAGUGGGGACGGGUGUGUGGGUCCCCUGCAACAACAAGCCCGUGAAAGACACCAGGUUUGUGUGUCACGGGCUGGUGACCGAGUCCAACUGCGUGUUCCGGGUGAAGGCGGUCAACGCUGCCGGAUACAGCCAGAGCUCCUCCGACUCUGAGGCCGUUGUGGUGAAGGCUGCUGUCGCCGUGCCUGGAAAGCCGACGGGCGUCACGCUGCUGGAGGCCGCCCGGGACUACAUGGUGCUGGGCUGGAGCGCUCCGGCCUUCGACGGAGGCGCCGAUAUCAGAGGCUACUUUGUGGACUACAGGACGGUGAAGGGAGGCGUGGCCGGCCAGUGGCACGAGAUGAACCAUCAGGCGCUGACCACCACCUCCUACAAGGCGGAGAACCUGAAGGAGAACGUUUUCUACCAGUUCCAAGUCCGUGCCAUGAACUUGGCUGGAGUCAGCAAAGCGUCGGUGGCGAGUGCAGCGCUGGAGUGCAAGGAGUGGACCAUCACAGUCCCAGGCGCUCCUGUUGGCCUCCAUGUGCUGGAGGUGCGUGACUCCUCUGUGGUGGUCCUCUGGGAGCCGCCCACGUUUAAUGGCCGCACUCCGGUCAACGGCUACUACCUGGACGUCAAGGAGGCGUCUGCUGGCGAGAAGAGCUGGAGAGCCGUCCACGAGAAGGCCAACAAGGGCCAAUACAUGAAGGUGACCGGACUGAGGGCCGGCGAGUCCUACGUCUUCCGUGUCCGAGCUCAGAAUCUCGCUGGAGUUGGUAAAGCUUCCGCCGCCUUGGGACCGGUUCUGGCCGAAACCCGCCCCGGCACCAAGGAGAUUUACGUGGACGUGGACGACGACGGCGUGAUCUCCAUGGUCUUUGAGUGCUCUGAGAUGAGCGAAGAAUCGCAGUUCAUCUGGUCCAAGAACUACCAGGAGAUCACCGACACCUCUCGCCUCACCAUCGUCACAGAGAAAGGCAGAUCCAGGGCCAUCUUCAACAACCCGUCUCUGGAUGAUUUGGGCACGUUCUCCUGUGUGGUCACCAACACUGAGGGUGUCUCCUCCAGCUACACACUCACCGAGGAGGGUCUCAUGCGUCUGCUGGACAUCAGCCACGAGCACAAAUUCCCUGUUAUUCCCUUCAAGAACGAAAUGGCCAUGGAGCUGCUGGAGAAGGGCCGCGUCCGGUUCUGGACUCAGGUGGAGAAGUGCACGUCGGCCUGUGAGGUGGAGUACGUCUUCAACGACGUCAUCGUGACCCAGGGAAAGAAAUACACAAUGAAUUUCGACAAGUCGUCCGGAAUCAUUGAGAUGUUCAUGGACUCUCUUGAAGUCACUGACGAGGGGACGUUCACCUUUAACCUGGUGGACGGCAAAGCCAAGGGCACGACGAGUCUGGUGCUGAUCGGUGAUGAGUUCAGGGAGCUGCAGAAGAAGUCUGAAUUUGAACGUGCAGAGUGGGUCAGGAAACAAGGUCCUCACUUCGUGGAGUACCUGGGCUUCACCGUCACUCCUGAAUGUGACGUGUUGUUGAGAUGCACUAUUGGAAACAUCAAGCCAGAGACGGAGAUCAUCUGGUCUAAAGACUGCAUCGAGAUCGCCGAGGAUGACGAGGACGCGCAGAAGAUCGAGAGCAAGGACGGCGUCUUGUCCUUCAACAUCGGAAAGUGGGUUAAUAAGCAAGACAAACAGAAAGAGAAAGAGAAAGAGAGAAAAAAGCCGCCAGCCGAGGACGUUACCCCGCCACCACGAGCCAAAAUCUCCAAGUCGGAUGCGGGCAUUUACGAGGUGUUCCUGCGGGACGAGAGAGGCAAAGACAAGAGCCGCUUCGAUCUGACAGACGCAGGUUACCAGGCGGUCAUGAAUGAGCUGUUCAGGGUCAUCGCCAACUCCUCCACGGAAAUCAAAGUGGUCAGCACCGAGCACGGCAUCAUCCUGUACUCCAACGUCACGUACUACACCGAGGAGCAGCGCGUCGGUUGGCUGCACAAAGACGCCAAGAUCGCUGCUUCAGAGAGAGUCAAGUCCGGAGUCACAGGAGAGCAGCUCUGGCUCCAGAUCAAUGAGCCCACCGAGAAGGACAAGGGCAAAUACACCAUGGAUGUGUUUGACGGCAAGGACGGCGUGAAGAGGGUCUUUGAUCUGGCUGGACAGGCAUGGGAGGAGGCGUUUGAAGAAUUCCAAAGGCUCAAGGCGGCCGCCAUCGCCGAGAGAAACCGCGCGCGUGUUGUUGGAGGCUUGCCAGACGUGGUUGCCAUCCAAGAGGGCAAGUCUCUGAACCUGACUGGCAACGUGUGGGGAGAACCGGCUCCUGAGGUCUGGUGGAUGAAGAACGAGAAGGAGAUCGUGUCCGACCGUCAUUACGUGCUCAAGUUCGAGCACUCCAAAUUCGCCAGCAUCACCAUCGACGCUGUCACUACGGCAGAUUCUGGUAAAUACGCGCUCAUGGUCAAGAACAAGUACGGCACAGAGGCGGGCGAGUUCACCGUCAGCGUCUACAACCCCGAAGAAGAGGAGGCCAAGGACGAGAAGAAAGACUAGAGGACGGCCAGCAACACGGGUGAACUGUGGAAGCCUUGAACCCCGGUACCCGCCAGUGCAUCUCAGUGGUCAUAAUAAAUCAUAAAUACAGCUGCUGCCCCUCGUGUCUUCAAUGUGUGCACCUCAGAACACGACCUAAUGUAGCCGCUGCCAAAGGUCGUGUAGAGUCAGGUGCCGAUUCUAUCAACUGAAACUGGUAUUCGUCUUUGUUGACUUUCCACCUUCAGUGUGUGGAUUUUACAAAUCAGCCCUUCACCCAAAAGGUAUUUUAGAGCUCCGUUCUCCAGGCCUACGUGUUGCUCUGAGUGUAAAUAUGGCUGUGGGCUUUCUGUUUGCUUGUCUGUCAAUACUUGAGGGAGUUGCAGCCGGUAAAUCAAGAUCAGGUGUAGGCCAGUCCAAAAAUGGUUGGGUUAACGUGUCAAGGCGUUUUUCAAGUUUGUGUGAAGAUGUGUCUCUUCCUGAGUCUGAUGUUUGAGAGAUAGAUGGGUGGAGGAAUGUGAUAUUUCUGGUUUAAAAAGUGAAAUGUUGUGGUAAAACUCCUGGCUUCAUGGCUGUUGCUUUUCAAG
This is a messenger RNA of Synchiropus splendidus (mandarinfish), 6597 nucleotides long. RefSeq names its product myomesin 1a (skelemin) (gene myom1a). NCBI's taxonomy places the organism in Eukaryota, Metazoa, Chordata, Actinopteri, Syngnathiformes, Callionymidae. The transcript has 37 exons. The coding region runs from base 1490 to 6031 and encodes 1513 amino acids. The record is from RefSeq and is a predicted model, not a curated record. Gene Ontology annotation, molecular function: protein binding.